Molecule: messenger RNA, 2655 nt
Organism: Aspergillus novofumigatus IBT 16806
Lineage: Eukaryota; Fungi; Ascomycota; Eurotiomycetes; Eurotiales; Aspergillaceae
Gene: gfa1
Product: glutamine--fructose-6-phosphate transaminase (isomerizing) GFA1
Exons: 9
Coding region: 1-2655 (884 amino acids)
Biological process (GO): protein N-linked glycosylation; UDP-N-acetylglucosamine metabolic process; fructose 6-phosphate metabolic process
Cellular component (GO): riboflavin synthase complex
Molecular function (GO): carbohydrate derivative binding; 6,7-dimethyl-8-ribityllumazine synthase activity; L-glutamine:D-fructose-6-phosphate transaminase (isomerizing) activity
Source: RefSeq, a predicted model, not a curated record
AUGUGUGGCAUUUUCGGCUAUAUCAAUUACCUUGUCGAGAGAGAUCGUAAAUACAUCAUUGAUACCUUGCUCAAUGGACUCUCCAGACUCGAAUACCGCGGUUACGACUCGGCAGGCUUUGCGGUGGAUGGUGACAAAAAGAAUGAAGUUUGCGCCUUCAAGGAAGUUGGUAAGGUCGCGAAACUGAAGGAGCUCAUUGAGGAAUCCAAGCCCGACAUGACGAAGACUUUCGAGUCCCACGCUGGGAUUGCUCACACACGCUGGGCUACUCACGGGACACCCUCUCGCCAGAAUUGCCACCCUCACCGGUCUGACCCAAACUGGGAAUUCGCAGUUGUUCACAACGGCAUCAUAACGAACUACAAGGAACUUAAAGCUCUGCUAGAGAGCAAGGGGUUCCGGUUUGAGACUGAAACUGACACGGAAUGUAUUGCGAAGCUUGCGAAAUACUUGUACGACCAGCAGCCCGACAUUGAGUUCACAGUCCUCGCCAAGGCUGUUGUGAAAGAGCUCGCGGGUGCUUUUGGUCUCCUCAUUAAGUCUGUCCAUUACCCUCAUGAGGUAAUUGCGGCUCGCAAGGGCUCUCCGCUUGUCAUCGGCGUGAGGACAUCAAAGAAGAUGAAAGUGGACUUCGUCGAUGUGGAGUACUCGGAAGAUGGACCUCUUCCCGCUGAGCAGGCUUCUCAGAACGUAGCUAUCAAGAAGUCCGCUACCGGGCUUCUGGCUCCACCUGAUAAAUCCCUCCUGCACCGGUCGCAGUCGCGUGCGUUUCUUUCAGAUGAUGGCAUCCCCCAGCCAGCAGAGUUUUUCCUGUCUUCUGAUCCCUCUGCGAUCGUUGAGCACACGAAGAAAGUGCUUUAUCUCGAAGAUGACGAUAUCGCCCAUGUCCAUGAGGGCCAGCUGAAUAUCCACCGUCUUACAAAGGAUGAUGGUACCUCGAACGUGCGCGCUAUCCAAACCAUUGAGCUGGAGCUUCAGGAAAUAAUGAAGGGCAAAUUCGACCAUUUCAUGCAGAAGGAAAUUUUUGAACAGCCCGAGUCAGUUGUCAAUACCAUGAGAGGUCGAUUAGAUGUUGCAAACAAGCAAGUCACACUUGGGGGGCUCCGGCAGUAUAUUUCCACUAUUCGUCGCUGCAGGCGAAUCAUUUUCAUUGCUUGUGGAACCAGCUAUCAUUCAUGCAUGGCCGUACGUGGUGUCUUUGAAGAGCUCACUGAAAUCCCAAUAUCAGUUGAACUUGCCUCGGACUUCUUGGACAGGCAGGCGCCUGUUUUCCGGGACGAUACUUGCGUUUUCGUCUCCCAAUCGGGUGAGACUGCCGAUUCACUCUUGGCUCUUCGCUAUUGCCUUGAACGAGGAGCAUUGACUGUCGGCAUUGUCAACGUCGUGGGAUCUUCCAUUUCUCUCUUGACCCACUGUGGUGUGCAUAUCAAUGCUGGUCCUGAAAUUGGCGUUGCUUCCACCAAGGCCUAUACGUCCCAAUUCGUUGCCAUGGUCAUGUUCGCUCUCUCUCUGAGCGAGGAUCGCGCUUCGAAGCAAAAGCGACGGGAGGAAAUCAUGGACGGUCUUUCGAAAAUCUCUGGACAGUUCAGAGAGAUACUGAAAUUGAACGAACCCAUCAAACAGAUGUGCGCGAAAUUCUUCAAGGACCAAAAGAGUUUACUUCUUUUGGGCAGAGGCAGUCAAUUCCCCACGGCUCUCGAAGGAGCGCUCAAAAUCAAGGAAAUAUCCUAUCUUCAUUGUGAGGCCGUCAUGUCGGGUGAAUUGAAACAUGGCGUCCUUGCUUUGGUCGAUGAGAAUCUGCCCAUCAUCAUGAUUCUUACGAGGGACAAUAUUUUCUCAAAAUCUCUGAAUGCUUAUCAACAGGUGAUUGCUCGCGGUGGUCGUCCCAUUGUGAUUUGUAACCAUGACGACCCAGAGUUCUCUUCCGCCCAGACCGAAAAGAUUGAGGUCCCAAAGACCGUCGACUGUCUACAGGGACUUCUCAACGUUAUUCCACUGCAGCUUAUUGCCUAUUGGCUUGCUGUUGGAGAGGGACUCAACGUUGAUUUCCCACGCAACCUCGCAAAAUCGGUCACUGUUGGCUCUGGACUUCGCGUUGCCAUAAUUCAUGCCAGAUGGAACAUGGCAAUAAUCCAGCCUCUCGUGGAAGGGGCGAAAAAAAGCCUUUUGGCGGCCGGAGUAUUUGAAGAGGAUAUCACUAUUGAGACAGUGCCCGGCAGUUACGAAUUACCCUUUGCUGCUCAGCGGAUGUACACGGCCUCGCAGCUCCAGGCUGCCAAAGGAUCAUCAUCCGCAGGAGGGAUCAGUGCUACGGAUUUAUUAUCGUCCUCUACUGCAGACCUGAGUAAGACAUCGCCAACUUCGACUGCAUCUAAGCCUUUUGAUGCCAUUAUUGCUAUCGGUGUCCUCAUCAAGGGAGAGACAAUGCAUUUUGAGUACAUUGCGGAUGCGGUGUCUCAUGGGUUGAUGCGUGUCCAACUUGAUACUGGCGUGCCAGUAAUUUUCGGAGUGCUCACUGUUCUGACGGAAGAACAAGGCCUGGAAAGAGCGGGUCUUGGCAAGAAGGGAAUGCAUAAUCAUGGCGAGGAUUGGGGUAAAGCCGCCGUGGAACUUGGUUUGAAGAGAAGAGACUGGGUAGAAGGAAAAAUCGUUUAG